Annulohypoxylon maeteangense is the source of this 2144-nucleotide messenger RNA. RefSeq names its product ferric reductase like transmembrane component-domain-containing protein. The transcript is spliced from 3 exons. The record is from RefSeq and is a predicted model, not a curated record. Bases 123 to 2000 code for a protein of 625 amino acids. Gene Ontology annotation, cellular component: plasma membrane. Gene Ontology annotation, molecular function: ferric-chelate reductase activity. Gene Ontology annotation, biological process: intracellular iron ion homeostasis; iron ion transport; copper ion import. Lineage: Eukaryota; Fungi; Ascomycota; Sordariomycetes; Xylariales; Hypoxylaceae.
GAUGUCUCAGAAGUCGCUGCCUGCUGUCACGUCCCCUCUUUCCCCCACUACCAAGGUCCAACCUCAUCUUAGGGUUCGUCUGCAUCUGUCGUGAUAACAUAGCAGCGAAAGCGACGGCGACAAUGUCGAUGUCAAUGGGCGACACCCCUAGCACGGGGAACGUCACCGGACUCCCCUUAUCGGACCCACUCUGCAACAGCGACUCCUGCGCCGCUUUCAAGGCAGCGCAUCAGGCUUCCCAGGCGGCCGUGUCAUACGAUCACCAGUACGACUACGGGCACUACACGACUUGGUACUACCUCGCCGCCAUCGGCGUAGCCAUGGUCGUGUAUUCCUACCGUCUAUACCGGAACCGCGCAGCACGCUCUGGGGUCCUUACUCAGCAACAAUCCGGAAGAACGACAUCAACACUGUCUCACAAGAUCCUAGCCGCGUGCCGUUUCGUCAACUACCGCCACUCCAAGGGGCGUGUAGCCGACUACUUCGGCCUCCCUUCUCUUGGAACAUUGGCUUUUCUCGGCAUAACGUCGCUAUUUCUCUUAUUAAUGACGUUCCUGGUUCAUCCGUACUAUCGCGGCCGACGGGGUUACGGCUCUCCGCCGCUUGCUGUGAGGACGGGGUUGAUGGCACAGGCGCUAACCCCUAUUAUUGUCGCUCUUGCGGGCAAGGUCAACUUCAUCACCAUGCUCACCGGUAUUAGCCACGAGAAGCUUAAUGUUUUCCACCGCUGGGUCUCGUACAUGUGCCUGUUCCUGAGUAUCGUUCAUACGGUACCUUUUAUUGUCCAGCCAUUGAGGGAUGGAGGGCCUGCUGCUUUGCGGAAGCAGUAUUAUAAACCCGGCGGGAUGGAGUAUACCGGAACUCCACCAUUAGGUAUCCUAGUAGGCAUCGUCGUGCUUUCUAUCCCAUGGAUCCGUCAUCGAUUCUACAAUUUCUUCUAUCGGUUACACAUACCCAUGUACGUCGUGUACCUAGGCUUGCUGUUCUGGCACUCUAAACAGGAGAAGGACUCGUGGGUGUAUCUAUACUCGACGCUCGCGGUCUGGCUAGCUUCAUGUUUAGUGCGUCUCUUCUACAAGUGGCAGACCUUCAGCAUCUUCCGAGAUUGGUUCCACGGUCUUCCGUCGAGAGUUGAAGAGCUCCCGGGCGGAAUGACUAAAGUGACAGUUCUGGCGCCGCCGGAUUUUACAUGGAAGCCUGGGCAACAUUGCUGGAUCCGAAUACCUCAGUUAUCCAUCCUGCAAAACCACCCGUUCACAAUUGCGAACAUACCAAAGAUCCCAAGCGCAGGGGUGAAACUCGAUUCGGACGUACAAGAAAUGAUAUUAUAUGUCCGGGCACACCAGGGUCUCACACUCGACUUAUUGAAAUCCGUUGAGAACAACGACAAUCCUGAAGAUAGAGGGCUGUCGGUUUCUAUCCAUAUCGAUGGCCCCUACGGAGGAAUAGUAGAGGAUGUACCCGGUUUAUAUGAAUCCUUGAUAUUCGUCGCAGGCGGUAGUGGGAUAUCAGCUUGCCUCCCAUGGAUUCAACAUACCGCGCGUCGCGUCGCUGAGGGUUCAGCAGCGGUUAAAAAUAUCCAUCUCAUUUGGAUGGUUCGACAUGCCAGCCAAAUACAAUGGAUAACAGAAGAGCUCGAGCCUCUCAUAAAUGCUCAUCCGGAUCUGAUACAAGUAGAUUUCUUUGUGACAAACUCAAGCUCGCCGACGGUUACGAGCACAGAUUCCGAAAAGAAUCUCGAGAGCGGGGUCGUUGGCGGUAAGUCAAGCGAAAACACCACGACAACAGUCAGUCCAAAGCUAGGACAAGUUCAUACUCAACGGCCCUACUUACCUGACCUACUUCCUCCUCUCCUAACCGCGCGACGGUGCUUUAUUCUUGGUUGUGGUCCAGAAAGUCUGAGAACAGACCUUGCGAACGCGGCGUCGAUUGCCCAGAAAAAAGUUUUUACUGGUGAAUCUGAUAUCGUCACUUUGCAUACCGAAUCAUUCGGUUGGUGAUUGAAGGGAACAUAAACUUUUCAUGAUAGGAUUAAGGGGCUAUCGGGAUAUGAUAUAAAUGAGCAAACUUACUUCAGCUUACCUCAUUCCAAACGACGGGUAGAUAUCCGGAAUGCAUGAAUAUCAUGAAUAUGACGAUGCGGA